Trichoplax adhaerens is the source of this 1110-nucleotide messenger RNA. RefSeq lists its product as uncharacterized. Gene Ontology annotation, molecular function: protein dimerization activity; RNA polymerase II cis-regulatory region sequence-specific DNA binding; DNA-binding transcription factor activity, RNA polymerase II-specific. The transcript is spliced from 8 exons. The annotation marks the transcript as partial. Gene Ontology annotation, biological process: regulation of transcription by RNA polymerase II. Lineage: Eukaryota; Metazoa; Placozoa; Uniplacotomia; Trichoplacea; Trichoplacidae. Gene Ontology annotation, cellular component: aryl hydrocarbon receptor complex; cytoplasm; transcription regulator complex. The record is from RefSeq and is a predicted model, not a curated record.
GAGCCAGAAGAUCGUAAUGAAGACGAUCAUACAAGCAUCAAGGAUAAGUGCGCUAGAGAAAAUCAUAGCGAAAUCGAAAAACGCAGGCGAAAUAAGAUGAACGCAUAUGUUGCUGAAUUAUCUAAUAUGCUGCCUAAUUGUGGCAGCCUACCUAGGCGACCUGACAAGUUAACUAUACUAAAAAUGGCUGUAUCCCAUAUGAAAUCACUAAGAAAGGAAGAAAUGGAAUCAAGAGCUGUGUGCAGAUCGUCAUUUUUAUCUGAUCAGGAAAUUAAACAGCUAAUUUUAGAGGCUGCAGAUGGAUUUUUAUUUGUAGUUUCCUGCGAUAACGGAUCCCUUUUAUAUGUUUCAGACGCUAUAUCAAAUGUUUUAAAGUUAUCACAGGAUGAUUGGACCGGUAGGUCACUGUAUGAGCUCGCUCACCCAGAAGAUACUUCUAAGAUAAGGGAGCAGCUAUCGGAUAACGAAGUUUCUCAAUUAACAAACGGUAUUUUCUAUUUAAUUAUCUUAAAUAGAUCUGAUUCAGGCGCUCGUAAGUCUUUCAUAUGUAGAAUGCGGUACGGUAGCGAUAACUACGACGUCGAAUAUGAAGAGGAUCAAUUUUCAAGUACCAAUCCGAAUGGUGUUACAACUAGAUACAAAGUUGUCCAUUGUGCAGGAUAUAUACGAUCCUGGCCACCAACUGGAAUUACAGAUGAUGACUCAUCAGAAAGUUCUUUUUCUAGCUUUGGGAGCGAAAACGGUAUUGGAACUUGCUUGGUAGCAAUUGGUAAGCUACUGCUUGCGACUGCCCCUACGGUUGCAGAUGAAGAAGGCACAACUUUUGUUUCAAGGCAUGAUAUUAAUGGUACUUUCACUUUUAUUGAUCAAAGAAUUACAUCGGUGACAGGAUUUCUACCGAAAGAUCUACUAGGUAAAAACAUCGUAAAUUAUUGUCACCCUAGUGACCGAGAAUUGCUAGAAGAAAGUUUUAAACAAGUGCUGACAAUGAAAAAUCAGAAACUUCGCAUCAAUUACAGAUUUCGUACCGUUAAUAAUAAUUGGAUAUGGCUGCACAAUACGUGUUACAGUUUCUUAAAUCCGUGCUCAGGACAAGUUGAAUAUAUCGUC